Molecule: messenger RNA, 12617 nt
Organism: Coregonus sp. 'balchen'
Lineage: Eukaryota; Metazoa; Chordata; Actinopteri; Salmoniformes; Salmonidae
Source: the annotation of a GenBank genome assembly
GAGCAGAGCCCCAGUAACCAGACGUCUCUGGCCAUGAUGCAGGAGCCACAGGAGAUGGUGGAGGAGACGGUCACCAUCGAGGAGGACCCUGGCACGCCCACCUCCCACGUGUCCGUUGUCACCUCCGAUGACGGCACCACACGACGCACAGAAACCAAGGUACUGGGGGAAGCCAAGCUGACACACAGAUCACAUCACAUUAGGUAGUAGGUACCUACAGUGAGGGGAAAAAAGUAUUUGAUCUCCUACUGAUUUUGUACGUUUGCCCACUGACAAAGAAAUUAUCAGUCUAUCAUUUUAAUGGUAGGUUUAUUUGAACAGUGAGAGACAGAACGACAACAAAAAAAUCCAGAAAAACGCAUGUCAAAAAUGUUAUAAAUUGAUUUGCAUUUUAAUGAGGGAAAUAAGUAUUUGACCCCUCUGCAAAACAUGACUUAGUACUUGGUGGCAAAACCCUUGUUGGCAAUCACAGAGGUCAGACGUUUCAGGUAGUUGGCCACCAGGUUUGCACACAUCUCAGGAGGGAUUUUGUCCCACUCCUCUUUGCAGAUCUUCUCCAAAUCAUUAAGGUUUCGAGCUGACGUUUGGCAACUCGAACCUUCAGCUCCCUCCACAGAUUUUCUAGGGGAUUAAGGUCUGGAGACUGGCUAGGCCACUCCAGGACCUUAAUGUGCUUCUUCUUGAGCCACUCCUUUGUUGCCUUGGCCGUGUGUUUUGGGUCAUUGUAAUGCUGGAAUACCCAUCCACAACCCAUUUUCAAUGCCCUGGCUGAGGGAAGGAGGUUCUCACCCAAGAUUUGACGGUACAUGGCCCCGUCCAUCGUCCCUUUGAUGCGAUAAAGUUGUCCUGUCCCCUUAGCAGAAAAACACCCCCAAAGCAUAAUGUUUCCACCUCCAUGUUUGACGGUGGGGAUGGUGUUCUUGGGGUCAUAGGCAGCAUUUCUCCUUUUCCAGACACGGCGAGUUGAGUUGAUGCCAAUGAGCUCCAUUUUGGUCUCAUCUGACCACAACACUUUCACCCAGUUCUCCUCUGAAUCAUUCAGAUGUUCAUUGGCAAACUUCAGACGGGCAUGUAUAUGUGCUUUCUUGAGCAGGGGGACCAGGCGGGCGCUGCAGGAUUUCAGUCCUUCACGGCGUAGUGUGUUACCAAUUGUUUUCUUGGUGACUAUGGUCCCAGCUGCCUUGAGUUCAUUGACAAGAUCCUCCCGUGUAGUUCUGGGCUGAUUCCUCACCGUUCUCAUGAUCAUUGCAACUCCACGAGGUGAGAUCUUGCAUGGAGCCCCAGGCCGAGGGAGAUUGACAGUUCUUUUGUGUUUCUUCCAUUUGUGUAUAAUCGCACCAACUGUUGUCACCUUCUCACCAAGCUGCUUGGCGAUGGUCUUGUAGCCCAUUCCAGCCUUGCUUAGGUCUACAAUCUUGUCCCUGACAUCCUUGGAGAGCUCUUUGGUCUUGGCCAUGGUGGAGAGUUUGGAAUAUGAUUGAUUGAUUGCUUCUGUGGACAGGUGUCUUUUAUACAGGUAACAAACUGAGAUUAGGAGCACUCCCUUUAAGAGUGUGCUCCUAAUCUCAAUUCGUUACCUGUAUAAAAGACACCUGGGAGCCAGAAAUCAUUCUGAUUGAGAGGGGGUCAAAUACUUAUUUCCCUCAUUAAAAUGCAAAUCAAUUUAUAACAUUUUUGGCAUGCGUUUUUCUGGAUUUUUUUGUUGUUAUUCUGUGUCUCACUGUUCAAAUAAACCUACCAUUAAAAUUAUAGACUGAUCAUUUCUUUGUCAGUGGGCAAACGUACAAAAUCAGCAGGGGAUCAAAUACUUUUUUCCCUCACUGUAUGUGCUGGAUGAGAAGGAACUCAAGGCUCACACACUAUAUUUAAACUUUAAUGUGACAAAUUGUUUGGGGUGCUUACAACCCUGUGAAAUAUAUGUAGCAGGUUGCUGCAGUAAAACAACAUGAUGGCUGUUUUAUGAUAACACAGCAGCUAAAAGUUAAGAUCUCUAAGGCCAAAAGUUAAGAUCUCUAAGGCCAGAUGUUAAGAUCUCUAAGGCCAGAAGUUAAGAUCUCUAAGGCCAAAAGUUAAGAUCUCUAAGGCCAGAUGUUAAGAUCUCUAAGGCCAGAAGUUAAGAUCUCUAAGGCCAGAAGUUAAGAUCUCUAAGGCCAGAGGUUAAGAUCUCUAAGGCCAGAGGUUAAGAUCUCUAAGGCCAGAGGUUAAGAUCUCUAAGGCCAGAGGUUAAGAUCUCUAAGGCCAGAGGUUAAGAUCUCUAAGGCCGGAAGUUAAGAUCUCUAAGGCCCGGAAUCCUUUAGCCAGAGGUGUGUUCUAUCCUUUCCCCAAACCCAGAUGUUGUCUUAUAAGUUGGUGCUCCUUCUGUAUCAGCUCCUACAGUAUUUUGUGUUGCAGGUUCUUUUUUCUUGAUUGCCCUCUUGUGUUUUGUUGUUUCUAAAUAAGGAUAUGUCAACUAACCAGAAGGUGAGUUGGAAAACUUUACCCCCCCCCCCCCACCCCCUCUCAUCACUUUACUAUCAACUCACGUCACGAUUUUGUGUGUGCCCAUGUCAGCCACGCGCUGCCACACCCCUCAGCCCUGUCACACAGUCUGUCUGUCACUCUUACAGCAUCACAACCACCCCAACGCUCCACAGCUCCAGUACUCUUACCGUUACUGUCCUUCCUAAACACAGCUCACAGUUUUCACCCUUCAGUCAGCCCUGCUCCACGCCAUGCACACUACCUCUCCAGACAGUGUCUCAGUGCAGUGUACUUCCGGAUGGAAUGGGAAUGUGUGCCGAAUGGCACCCUAUUCCCUAUAUAGUGCACUAUAGCCCAGAGCUCUGGUCAAAAGUAGUGCACUAUAUAAGGAGUAGGGUGCCAUUUGGGACGCUGCCUGGGACUCACCCCACAUCUCCAGUAAAGCAGAGAUGUGUUCUGUUCUGACAGUCUGGUUCCCUAGGGAGAGACCCUAGGGAGGGACCCUACGGAGGGACCAAGGGUAGAGCUGCUGGCACACUAGAGACACUACAGAGUUUGUAAUUAAACAGACCAGCUAAUCGCUCUGUUUCACUGUGUGUAAGCUGCUAUCCUAUUGUAGGGGAUUGGACUCACUCACGCACACAAGCACACACUCACACACAAAAAACGAACUAACGCACACACAACUAAAUAAAACAUAAUCAAGGGCUAGGGCUUGGGCUUGGGGAACGAGGGUCACUGUUUUUAAGGACACUUAAUUCCACAGAGACUAGAGAGAGGAUGCUUUUGGGAAGUCAUUUUGAAGGGAAGAAAGAGAUUAAUCUACAGUGAAGGAAAAAAGUAUUUGAUCCCCUGCUGAUUUUGUAUGUUUGCCCACUGACAAAGAAAUGAUCAGUCUAUCAUUUUAAUGGUAUGUUUAUUUGAACAGUGAGAGACAGAAUAACAACAAAAAAAUCCAGAAAAACGCAUGUCAAAAAUGUUAUAAAUUGAUUUGCAUUUUAAUGAGGGAAAUAAGUAUUUGACCCCCUCUCAAUCAGAAAGAUUUCUGGCUCCCAGGUGUCUUUUAUACAGGUAACGAGCUGAGAUUAGGAGCACACUCUUAAAGGGAGUGCUCCUAAUCUCAGCUUGUUACCUGUAUAAAAGACACCUGUCCAAAGAAGCAAUCAAUCAGAUUCCAAACUCUCCACCAUGGCCAAGACCAAAGAGCUCUCCAAGGAUGUCAGGGACAAGAUUGUAGACCUACACAAGGCUGGAAUGGGCUACAAGACCAUCGCCAAGCAGCUUGGUGAGAAGGUGACAACAGUUGGUGCGAUUAUUUGCAAAUGGAAGAAACACAAAAUAACUGUCAAUCUCCCUCGGCCUGGGGCUCCAUGCAAGAUCUCACCUCGUGGAGUUGCAAUGAUCAUGAGAACGGUGAGGAAUCAGCCCAGAACUACAUGGGAGGAUCUUGUCAAUGAUCUCAAGGCAGCUGGGACCAUAGUCACCAAGAAAACAAUUGGUAACACACUACGCCGUGAAGGACUGAAAUCCUGCAGCACCCGCAAGGACCCCCUGCUCAAGAAAGCACAUAUACAUGCCCGUCUGAAGUUUGCCAAUGAACAUCUGAAUGAUUCAGAGGAGAACUGGGUGAAAGUGUUGUGGUCAGGUGAGACCAAAAUGGAGCUCUUUGGCAUCAACUCAACUCGCCGUGUUUGGAGGAGGAGGAAUGCUGCCUAUGACCCCAAGAACACCAUCCCCACCGUCAAACAUGGAGGUGGAAACAUUAUGCUUUGGGGGUGUUUUUCUGCUAAGGGGACAGGACAACUUCACCGCAUCAAAGGGACGAUGGACGGGGCCAUGUACCGUCAAAUCUUGGGUGAGAACCUCCUUCCCUCAGCCAGGGCAUUGAAAAUGGGUCGUGGAUGGGUAUUCCAGCAUGACAAUGACCCAAAACACAUGGCCAAGGCAACAAAGGAGUGGCUCAAGAAGAAGCACAUUAAGGUCCUGGAGUGGCCUAGCCAGUCUCCAGACUUUAAUCCCAUAGAAAAUCUGUGGAGGGAGCUGAAAGUUCGAGUUGCCAAACGUCAGCCUCGAAAUCUUAAUGACUUGGAGAAGAUCUGCAAAGAGGAGUGGGACAAAAUCCCUCCUGAGAUGUGUGCAAACCUGGUGGCCAACUACAAGAAACGUCUGACCUCUGUGAUUGCCAAAAAGGGUUUUGCCACCAAGUACUAAGUCAAAUACUUAUUUCCCUCAUUAAAAUGCAAAUCAAUUUAUAACAUUUUUGACAUGCGUUUUUCUGGAUUUUUGUUGUUGUUAUUCUGUCUCUCACUGUUCAAAUAAACCUACCAUUAAAAUUAUAGACUGAUCAUGUCUUUGUCAGUGGGCAAACGUACAAAAUCAGCAGGGGAUCAAAUACUUUUUUCCCUCACUGUAGAUCUAAGCCUCAGAAGAGACGGUUUUGACUGUUCCUUUAUAAUUGUGGCAAAUUGAUUGGCUAGGCAGCUUGUGAUGGAAGCCUGCACACGUGAUGUUUCCAGACUCAUCUUCACAUCUCUCUCUCUCACUCUCUCAUCUUUUGAAUUGAUGUAUUAUUGGCUUCCUUUGCACAGGAGGCUCUAGCUAGCUACGUACUGCUCAUGCAUUUCCUUUAAUGCAUUCUGAGUAUCCCCUCCAAUUACAGCAAGAUGAAACAUGAGGUUUUCACAUCUCUCUGCUUUUGGAAAAACAUGUUUUUUUAAAGCUAAACACAUUUGCACACAAAGCAAGCAGCAGUAUAGGCAGCAGUAUCAGUAGCCAGCCACCACACUAAAACAAACAGACCAUAACAAGGCCUGUGAAUGAAAUGGCUAACAUUUAAAGGCUAACUAAAGCCCAACUAUCUAUCCGCUCCAGCUGUAAAGGAGUGAGUCAGUGAGCUAUCUGGAUGGUAUGUGGAACUAGCUAACUGGUAAGAAGGGAAGGGGCUCCACCACACACACAUACAGUGGGGGAAAAAAGUAUUUAGUCAGCCACCAAUUGUGCAAGUUCUCCCACUUAAAAAGAUGAGAGAGGCCUGUAAUUUUCAUCAUAGGUACACGUCAACUAUGACAGACAAAAUGAGAAAACAAAAUCCAGAAAAUCACAUUGUAGGAUUUGUAAUGAAUUUAUUUGCAAAUUAUGGUGGAAAAUAUGUAUUUGGUCACCUACAAACAAGCAAGAUUUCUGGCUCUCACAGACCUGUAACUUCUUCUUUAAGAGGCUCCUCUGUCCUCCACUCGUUACCUGUAUUAUUGGCACCUGUUUGAACUUGUUAUCAGUAUAAAAGACACCUGUCCACAACCUCAAACAGUCACACUCCAAACUCCACUAUGGCCAAGACCAAAGAGCUGUCAAAGGACACCAGAAACAAAAUUGUAGACCUGCACAAGGCUGGGAAGACUGAAUCUGCAAUAGGUAAGCAGCUUGUUUUGAAGAAAUCAACUGUGGGAGCAAUUAUUAGGAAAUGGAAGACAUACAAGACCACUGAUAAUCUCCCUUAAUCUGGGGCUCCACGCAAGAUCUCACCCCGUGGGGUCAAAAUGAUCACAAGAACGGUGAGCAAAAAUCCCAGAACCACACGGGGGGACCUAGUGAAUGACCUGCAGAGAGCUGGGACCAAAGUAACAAAGCCUACCAUCAGUAACACACUACGCCACCAGGGACUCAAAUCCUGCAGUGCCAGACGUGUCCCCCUGCUUAAGCCAGUACAUGUCCAGGCCCGUCUGAAGUUUGCUAGAGUGCAUUUGGAUGAUCCAGAAGAGGAUUAGGAGAAUGUCAUAUGGUCAGAUGAAACCAAAAUAUAACUUUUUGGUAAAAACUCAACUCGUCGUGUUUGGAGGACAAAGAAUGCUGAGUUGCAUCCAAAGAACACCAUACCUACUGUGAAGCAUGGGGGUGGAAACAUCAUGCUUUGGGGCUGUUUUUCUGCAAAGGGACCAGGACGACUGAUCUGUGUAAAGGAAAGAAUGAAUGGGGCCAUGUAUCGUGAGAUUUUGAGUGAAAACCUCCUUCCAUCAGCAAGGGCAUUGAAUAUGAAACGUGGCUGGGUCUUUCAGCAUGACAAUGAUCCCAAACCCGGGCAACGAAGGAGUGGCUUCGUAAGAAGCAUUUCAAGGUCCUGGAGUGGCCUAGCCAGUCUCCAGAUCUCAACCCCAUAGAAAAUCUUUGGAGGGAGUUGAAAGUCUGUGUUGCCCAGCGACAGCCCCAAAACAUCACUGCUCUAGAGGAGAUCUGCAUGGAGGAAUGGGCCAAAAUACCAGCAACAGUGUGUGAAAACCUUGUGAAGACUUACAGAAAACGUUUGACCUGUGUCAUUGCCAACAAAGGGUAUAUAACAAAGUAUUGAGAAACUUUUGUUAUUGACCAAAUACUUAUUUUCCACCAUAAUUUGCAAAUAAAUGCAUUAAAAAUCCUACAAUGUGAUUUUCUGGAUUUUUUUUCUCAUUUUGUCUGUCAUAGUUGACGUGUACCUAUGAUGAAAAUUACAGGCCUCUCUCAUCUUUUUAAGUGGGAGAACUUGCACAAUUGGUGGCUGACUAAAUACUUUUUCCCCCACUGUACGCACGUGCACACACACACACACACACACACACACACACACACACACACACACAAAGGAAAGGGGCUCCACCACAUUCAUCCUCCAUCUCCCUCCCAAUACACUGUGCUUUUCUUUGGACAUUCUCCAGCUGCCCUCUGGCUGAAUGGUGAAUGUUGGGUGAAACACUACCACUGUUCUUUAAAAGAGGUCAAUGAAAACAAUCAAAAGCAGCGGCAUUCCACCCUGUCCUGUGGAUCGGCGUUAAUGAGGGUUAAGGCAGGUCAUAUAAGCAAAUAAAACACAACCAGGAGAAAGGUGCUAAUGGAAAGAACGAAAGCCACUCUGAUACAAAGUGCUAAACAGUCAAUUUGGUGAUCUUUUAUUCCUAUCUUGUUGAAUCAUGUAUUUUCAAACAACUGCCAAUGUUCUCUAUGUGAUUCCCAGUACUACCACCUCGGCCCUAAACACUUUCCCAUAGGUGACCAAGGUGAUCAAAACCAUCACCCGCCGCAGGUAUCUGCCAGUGACCGUCACAGAGACCCUGGUGGUGCCAGGAGGUUCCAUCACCCCGCAGUCCAAACCCAGCACCCCGGUGCCCACCACUUUUCCUACUACCACCCCCUCCCCAUCAGAGACAGACCCAGUAAAGAACACAAAGGCAUCCAAACCUCUGGUUUGUGGCUUGAAGUGAACCCCCAACCCCUCCCGCUUGCACCUCCCUGACUCUAAACCUCCCUAAAUGCUUCCACUAACCCCCAGCUGGUGUGUCAGUUUGAGAUCUGUCUGUCUAUAAAAGUUGAAUGCGGCAGAGAUGGUGAAAGUGUUACAGCACUAUAAAGACUGAAUGUGACGCCUGCCCUCCCUUCCUCCUCCCCCUUCAACAGCCUAACAGUUGGUAAACAUAGGCCCCAGUUUGACUACAGGCACCUUUCAUUACGGCAAGGGAGCGCACUGCCUUCGCCACAUGGCCCGGACACACACACACCAGCAUUUAGAGAUUCUCUUUUAGCCUGUUUACAGUGAUCUAGUUGGGCCCUUUCUGAAGCGUUAUCCCCAGUCCCAGUAGUGCUUGUUUAGCGUGUUGUGAUCUUCCAGCAGAUCAGAGUUCUGUUUGAAACCUGUCUGGCGUUUUUUUCAUGCUGUACCAGCGAAGGCUCUUUAGAAGUAAUGUUAGUACAAACAUGAAGUGUAUGUCUAGGCUUCUCUCCCUGGCUGAGUUGAAAGACGGCCUUGUGCAAGAUGGAGGGAGUUUGGGCCAUGGCAGAUUUUCAGCCUGUGGUUGAUUAGGACCAUAACCAGGAUUGAAGAACACUGCUGUAUAGUUUAGGGUAGUAAUCCUCAACCCCAGAUCUUAGAGAUCAUCUCCACACUUCAGCACAGUGUAGCAGGCAUAAGGUCCUUUUAAGUGAAGAGACCUAGUCCCACCCAGGCCUGGACUCAAUUACCACCCCCACCUCCAUUGAAAUGAAUGGCAAUAAAAGUAUCCUAAUCGACCAGCUCAGAAGAGAAGCCAGCCUGUUAUUUCAAGUCCAGCGGUGGCCUCGUGCUCAAGCUAUUUCAUUAAGUUAAGAAUCAGAAAAAGGCUUUAUUUUUAACAUGAAAGGGAUGAUUAUGUGCGAGUUACAUGCAAAGCCAGGGGGACCAGCUCUGCCAGCGUAGUGUGAAGUCACAAAAGAAGGGUGGUCUUUAGAUGUUACGGAUGCACUGUAAUUAUUCAGAGGAAAGGAACCUUGACAUGACUUCAAAUAGACAGUUUUUUGCAUGUUAGAAUUUAAAAUACCUCACAGUUUGAGAAAGGGACAGUGUGUGAACAAACUAAAGGCUUUGUGAAAGUGGGAUCAAGAUUAAAAUUCUUCCCUCUUUUUCUAAACUUUAAUGAGUGUGAAUGUUUAGCAUUUCUGAUUCACAUUUUGUUCCCUGCUUCAUCUUUUGAGGAGAUGUGUUUAAUACCUUAUUGAGGUUCCUUGUUAUUAUUUCAUGCCUUUGCUAAAAUUCUAAAUAAAAAUCUGAAUAAUCGCAUUGAUUGAAAAGACGGGAAAAAUACCCUGGUAUAUUAUAAUUACGAGUUCAGCAAAGUGGUUGUAUCAGAAAAUGUAACUAAACAGAAACCAGUCUCUUUCUGUGUUCAUAGGAAAAAGCUCCUUUCAGUGAAGUACUUGUCUGCCAGUUGAAUGGGAAUGAACCAUCUCUGUGCAUCUUGUCAGGCACAACACGAAUCGUAUCAGUCAGACAUAGGGCCCCCUACAAUGACGAUUCAUUUUCAUCAACCUCAUUAAUUUUGAAGAUUAAUUUAUAGCCGCGGACAAAAUAACCAAUUAUUGCCACUGCAGAAUUCACUGGGCAGCAAAUUGGUUUCUGUAUCGGUGCUGAACCACCGGAGGAGGCGAGAUGCGGCUAGCCCUCCCUGACUGCCAGACAGCUUCAGCACUCUCAGACAAGUAGGAGUGUGAUUUAUUAAGGACAAGGUGUAUAGACAUAUAUAUAUAUAUAUAUACACAGUUUACUAGUGUUUAUAAGACUGUCACAGUCACCAGUUAUGACUCUUAAUGCAUCCCAAACGGCACCUUAUUCCCUAUGUAGUGCACUACUUUUAACCAAAGCCCUAUGGACUGUGUAGGGAAUAGGGUGUCAUUUGGGGUGCAGUUUCUGACCAUGCAGCUUCAGUGGAAGUCAAGGUUCUGCGCACUGCAUCCCAGAAGAACGCUGUGUUGCCAUGUUAACUCUAUCCCACUAUCCAACAACAGUUGCUUUAAUUGGCUGUUGGUAGGCAGAUGAGUAGUUCUACAUAUAUAUGAAUAGGCUUUAGGCAAGGACAAAUAUCUCCAGGUGAUCUACUACUGCUACUGCACUAAUGGAUAGAUGUUUUUGCUCUUGGAACUAUUAUUGUAACGUCACAGAAUCUCAGCCUUACUUCCAACACAACCUAGCCUCAAGUAUUUGUAAUAGAAAUGAAUUAAAGGCAAUGGUGCGACCCUUUGUCACUGAGUUUCCCAAUGCAUGACCUUUGACCUGUUGUUGACAAUGCUUGCUGCCUGAUCAGUGUGAUACUAACGACUCCAGAGGUCACUCUUUAAAGGAACAAUGUUGUCCUCAUCUCAUUCCUCAGCCUCUCUCUCACUGUGUGGCAUCGGCAUCCCACUGGCCUGUCUGUGUGAUUCAACAGGCUACAUCGGUGUACUGUGUCCACGCUGUGUCUCAGUCCUAACCACCUGUCUCUCACUGUGGGUAACCUCGUCCCCAGCCUCAAUUGCUACCCUAUAGAGAGAGCUGUCUGGGGACGAGAUUAAUCUGUGGUCUCUCUGAAUGGUGGGACACCUCAACAUACAGUCGUGAUCAAAAGUUUUGAGAAUGACACAAGUAUUGGUCUCCACAAAGUUUGCUGCUUCAGUGUUCUUAGAUCUUUUUGUCAGUAGUUACUAUGAUACACUGAAGUAUAAUUACAAGUGUUCCAUAAGUGUCAAAGGCUUUCAUUGACAAUGACAUUCAGUUUAUGCAAAGAGUCAAUAUUUGCAGUGUUGACCCUUCUUUUUCAAGACCUCUGCAAUCCGCCCUAGCAUGCUGUCAAUUAACUUCUGGGCCACAUCCUGACUGAUGGCAGCCCAUUCUUGCAUAAUCAAUGCUUGGAAUAUUUUGUUCCCCGAGCCACUUAGUUAUCACUUUUGCCUUAUGGCAAGGUGCUCCUUCAUGCUGGAAAAGGCAUUGGUCGUCACCAAACUGUUCUUGGAUGGUUGGGAGAAGUUGCUCUUGGAGGAUGUGUUGGUACCAUUCUUUAUUCAUGGCUGUGUUCUUAGGCAAAAUUGUGAGUGAGCCCACUCCCUUGGCUGAGAAGCAACCCCACACAUGAAUGGUCUCAGGAUGCUUUACUGUUGGCAUGACACAGGACUGAUGGUAGCGCUCACCUUGUCUUCUCCGGACAAGGUGUUUUCCGGAUGGCCCAAACAAUCGGAAAGGGGAUUCAUCAGAGAAAAUGACUUUACCCCAGUCCUCAGCAGUCCAAUCCCUGUACAUUUUGCAGAAUAUCAGUCUGUCCCUGAUGUUUUUCCUGGAGAGAAGUGGCUUCUUUGCUGCCCUUUUGACACCAAGCCAUUCUCCAAAAGUAUUCGCCUCACUGUGCGCAUUCCUGAGCAAGCUCUGCACUGGUGGUGCCCUGAUCCCGCAGCUGAAUCAACUUUAGGAGACGGUCCUGGCGCUUGCUGGACUUUCUUGGGCGCCCUGAUGCCUUCUUCACAACAAUUGAACCUCUCUCCUUGAAGUUCUUGAUGAUCCGAUAAAUGAUUGAUUUAGGUGCAAUCUUACUAGCAGCAAUAUCCUUGCCUGUGAAGCCCUUUUUGUGCAAAGCAAUGAUGACGGCACGUGUUUCCUUGCAGGUAACCAUGGUUGACAGAGGAAGAACAAUGAUUUCAAGCACCACCCUCCUUUUAAAGCUUCCAGUCUGUUAUUCUGACUCAAUCAGUAUGACAGGGUGAUCUCCAGCCUUGUCCUCGUCAACACUCACCUGUGUUAACGAUACAUUCACUGACAUGAUGGCAGCUGGUCCUUUUGUGGCAGGGCUGAAAUGCAUUGGAAAUGUUUUUGGGGGAUUAAGUUUGCCAUUUUCAUGGCAAAGAGGGACUUUGCAAUUAAUUGCAAUUCAUCUGAACACUCUUCAUGACAUUCUGGAGUAUAUGCAAAUUGCCAUCAUCAACACAGAGGUAGCAAACUUUGUGGAGACCAAUACUUGUGUCAUUCUCAAAACUUUUGACCAAGACUGUACUGUUUAGUACAGUCAUUUCUGGGUGAUCAGAAUGCUUCAACAUUGUUUUCAUCAACUGUUGCUCAUGGUGUGGUCCAUACACAUGACACAGACUUCCAAGAUUGGGUAGUAACUGAUGAACCACUAAUGUAAUGAGGAUUAGGUAAUCAGUUGUUAUCUGUGUCUUUGUGACCUUGUCUCCUCCUCUAGGUGACUAAGAUGGUGAAGACGGUGACCACGCGGACGGUUCGCCAGGUGCCCCUGGGCCCCGACGGCCUGCCCCUUCCUGAGGGUUCGUCCCCGCUGGGCAGCUACACAGACUCCAUCGACCGGCGCUACCUGAAGAAUGGCGAGCGCUACAUCACCACGCCGCAGGCCACCUCCACGCUCACGCGCUCCUACAACAACUACAACGACUCCUACAGUGACGCGCUCCCCCCCGACCUUGGCGGGAGUCAGUACGGUGGGCGCCACUACGGCCUCCACGAUGGCUACGGCAUCGGAGACGCGACAGACAACUACGGCAGCCUGUCCCGCGGCGUCAACUUCCGGCCUCCCCGCUACCCCUACGCUAUGGCUAACAGCUAUCGGCCGGAGAACAGCUACGGGACCUUACCCAUCCGGAAGGAUGACUAUGGCCACGUGGCCCAGCCCCAGGUCCCCAUGGGCAGCAGCAGUGUGGAUCUGAACCGGUCGCAGCCAGAACGCUUCCAGCCAGAGCCCUACGGACUGGAGGACGACCGCCGCAGCCUGGGCCCCGAGGAGGAGGAGCCCUAUGACCUGGAGCCUGACUAUUCCACCGUUAGCCGGCGCCAAGGUACGCUGCCAGGCACCAACCGCGGCAGAACCAUGAGAGAGCCGCUCCGCGACGGGCCACGCAUCAGGUGA